CCUGCCCCUCCUCACCAGGGUUGGAGGAGUUAUGAGAUGGAGAGGAGAUGUGAGCGGAUCAUUCAGUUCAGCUGUUGACAAAAGAUCAUGAUGCUCACACUUUAAAAACUGGAUCCUACACUUUUAUUUGCUCUUCUCCUUAUGUAUCAACCUUGGAUGGAUCUUUUGGAGAUUAAAGAAGUUCCUGAGGCUCUGACUGAACGGUUCUUUGAACGGAGGAAUACUUCAACUUCAUCACUGAAAAGCAUAGAAAGCCCUUGUUACCUGUGAGGAACUCUUGGCGCCACUGAAAGGUGGAGCCAACCACUGGUGCUACAAACUCAGGGAGGAUGAAGAACAGCUUCUAGAGGAUUUUUUUUCUUUUAUCAGAACAAAGUGUGCAAGGAAAACACAGUUUUAACAUAAGUUGUGAAGAAAAUCCAGAGACAACCUAGAUAAAAAUGCCUUUUGGUGGCUUAACGGGUUUGAAGGAGCAGGUUUUUAAACCUGGGACUCACGAAGUGAAGAGCUCAGUAGGCAACUCUCUAGGAAAACUGCAAAGGAAAAUGGAUGGUAGCAAUGUAGAGGAAGAGGACCACAUUGAGCUGACGGAGGACGGGCGUCCAGUGGCAUCAGCACCGCGUCCUAAACCGCUGCUGGACUGCAGCUGUGGUGGUCUCCCUAAACGCUACAUCAUCGCCAUCCUCAGUGGACUGGGAUUCUGCAUCUCCUUUGGCAUUCGUUGUAACCUCGGUGUGGCUAUUGUGGAGAUGGUGAACAACAACACUGUCUAUAUCAAUGGGACUCCAGUGCUUCAGAAAGCUGAAUUUAACUGGGAUCCAGAAACAGUGGGGCUCAUCCACGGCUCAUUCUUCUGGGGCUACAUUGUCACACAAAUCCCCGGUGGUUUCAUCUCCAACAAGCUCUCUGCCAACAGGGUGUUUGGGGCGGCCAUUUUCCUGACAUCAGUGCUGAAUAUGUUCAUCCCAUCAGCAGCAAGAGUCCACUAUGGCUGUGUCAUGUUUGUUCGCAUCCUGCAGGGCCUGGUGGAGGGUGUCACCUACCCAGCCUGCCAUGGGAUGUGGUCCAAAUGGGCGCCACCUCUUGAACGAAGUCGACUGGCCACCACCUCAUUCUGUGGAUCGUAUGCAGGAGCAGUGAUUGCCAUGCCUUUAGCUGGAGUGCUGGUUCAGUACGUCGGCUGGCCUUCUGUCUUUUAUAUCUAUGGUGUGUUUGGGAUCCUAUGGUAUGUUCUGUGGCUCCUGUUGGCGUAUGGAAGUCCCGCCGCUCAUCCGACAAUCACAGACGAGGAGAGGUUGUACAUUGAGACCGCUAUUGGUGAAACGAUGAAGCAACUGAGUGCAACCGAGAAGUUCAAGACUCCAUGGCGUCGUUUCUUCACCUCCAUGCCCGUCUAUGCCAUCAUUGUGGCUAACUUCUGCCGCAGCUGGACCUUCUACCUGCUCCUCAUCAGUCAGCCGGCAUAUUUUGAGGAAGUUUUCGGUUUCCCCAUCAGCAGGGUGGGGCUCCUGUCUGCUGUCCCUCACAUGGUGAUGACGAUCGUGGUUCCUAUUGGGGGUCAGCUGGCUGACUAUUUACGCAGCAACAAAAUCAUGUCUACCACUAAUGUGAGGAAACUCAUGAACUGUGGAGGAUUUGGUAUGGAGGCUACUCUGCUGCUGGUGGUUGGCUUUUCUCACACUCGAGGAGUCGCCAUCUCCUUCCUUGUUCUGGCCGUGGGCUUCAGUGGAUUUGCCAUCUCAGGUUUUAAUGUGAAUCAUCUGGAUAUUGCUCCUCGCUAUGCCAGCAUCCUGAUGGGCAUCUCUAACGGGGUGGGAACUCUGUCUGGAAUGGUGUGUCCCUUGAUUGUUGGAGCUUUGACUAUACACAAGACACGUCUGGAGUGGCAGAACGUCUUUGUUAUUGCGUCCAUGGUGCAUUACACUGGGGUCAUCUUCUAUGCCAUCUUUGCGUCAGGAGAGCAGCAGGAGUGGGCCGACCCCGAGAGCACAAGUGAGGACAAAUGUGGCAUCAUCGAUGAGGACGAGCUGGCCGAGGAGUCAGAGCUCACCAGCGAAAACAUGGUGGCCCCCAAAAAGACUUACGGGACGACGGAAAAUUCAUCUGGCCGAAAACAUGGCUGGAAAAAGAAGAGAGGUGUAACCAUGCAAGAGGAGGAGGAACACUGUGGGAAUGGGGACUACCAGGAGCAGUACCAGUGAGACUGGAUCCUCCCAAACAAUCACAUUUAGUGAAAAGGAAUUUCACACCUGUGGAAAUGUCAGAAGAACCGAAGGACUGCCUUUUUUUGCUCAAUACAGCCGUGUAACUAUAAUGCACUGCAAUCAAAAGACUGCAGAACAAAAAAUAAUAUAGGAACAGAUAUUGUAAAGGUUCAGUGUGUAAUAAUUAGUGACAUCUAAUGGUGAGACUGCAGAUUGUAACAAAUGGAGGAGUCCUCCAUUCACUCCUACGGUGGCCUUUGCAUACCAGAAAAAAGCCCCUAAAACAGUCCCUUGCCUAAAAUAUUAAUUUUAUUGAAAAAAAUUUAAUUGAAAAAGAUUAUACACUUCUACAGACAUACUUAUAAAAAGUAAAUACAAUUUAUUCCAGCAAAACUUUCUAAAUGUUACACACUGGAUUUUUAAAAAUCUUAAAAUUAAACAUGAAAGGCACAACAAAUUAACAAAAAUAACAAAGAAUCAUCCUCAAAAACAAGAUCAAUAAUUAUAUUUCCCACAACCAUACAGUGCAUUGUAGAUUAGUAUCCUUACCAAAAAAAGAAAGUAACCCACAGAUAAAAAUCCAUGGACCAGCUAAUGCUGUGAUAAUGACACAUAUCAGCUUUCAAACCAGACUGCACUGAUCAUACGCAAACAUUGACUCAACUUCAUGUCACUUCCUUUUUUUUAUGUCAGCUAUGCAACAUGAAUGUAAUAAUGGCUUUGACAUCAGAUGACAGUGUUAAUGUUUUUUUUUUCCUUGUAUGUAUUUGCUGCUGCCGAAUGAUUACGCUCUGUCACUGCUUUGCUGGCUUCCCCUUUGUCUGAGCAGC
Solea solea (common sole) is the source of this 3034-nucleotide messenger RNA. It is a transcript of the gene slc17a8, whose product is annotated as solute carrier family 17 member 8. Gene Ontology annotation, biological process: neurotransmitter loading into synaptic vesicle; monoatomic anion transport; regulation of synapse structure or activity. The transcript is spliced from 12 exons. Gene Ontology annotation, cellular component: excitatory synapse; synaptic vesicle membrane. The record is from RefSeq and is a predicted model, not a curated record. Bases 441 to 2201 code for a protein of 586 amino acids. Gene Ontology annotation, molecular function: neurotransmitter transmembrane transporter activity; L-glutamate transmembrane transporter activity. NCBI's taxonomy places the organism in Eukaryota, Metazoa, Chordata, Actinopteri, Pleuronectiformes, Soleidae.